This is a messenger RNA of Nipponia nippon (crested ibis), 330 nucleotides long. NCBI's taxonomy places the organism in Eukaryota, Metazoa, Chordata, Aves, Pelecaniformes, Threskiornithidae. The record is from RefSeq and is a predicted model, not a curated record.
AUGCUCUCACCUGCUUUUUGUCUUGCUAAACGCAAACAGGAAACACUAGGGAAUGGAGAACCAUACCUGAAUGGAAGGGUGAAGAUCUGGUUUCAGAACAAGCGCUCCAAAUUCAAGAAGCUGCUGAAGCAGGGCAGCAACCCCCACGAGAGCGACCCUCUGCCCGGCUCCGCCGCCCUCUCCCCCCGCUCUCCGGCUCUGCCUCCGGUCUGGGACGUUUCAGCUUCUGCCAAGGGAGUCAAUAUGCCUCCCAACAGCUACAUGCCUGGCUAUUCUCACUGGUAUUCUUCUCCACAUCAAGACACAAUGCAGAGACCACAAAUGAUGUGA